AUGGGUGAUGUUGAGGAGGGCAAGAAGAUUUCUGUUCAGAAGUGUGCCCAGUGCCAUACUGUGGAAAAGGGAGGCAAGCACAAGACUGGGCCAAAUCUCCAUGGUCUGUUUGGGCAAAAGACAGGUCAGGCUGUCGGAUUCUCUUACACAGAUGCCAACAAGAACGAAGGCAUCACCUGGGGAGAGGAGACGCUGAUGGAGUAUUUGGAGAAUCCCAAGAAGUACAUCCCUGGAACAAAAAUGAUCUUCGCUGGCAUUAAGAAGAAGGGAGAAAGGGCAGACUUGAUAGCGUAUCUCAAAAAAGCUACUAAUGCAUAA
This is a messenger RNA of Delphinapterus leucas (beluga whale), 318 nucleotides long. Lineage: Eukaryota; Metazoa; Chordata; Mammalia; Artiodactyla; Monodontidae. The record is from RefSeq and is a predicted model, not a curated record.